Nymphalis io (European peacock) is the source of this 1923-nucleotide messenger RNA. RefSeq names its product RWD domain-containing protein 2B. The transcript has a single exon. The coding region runs from base 862 to 1695 and encodes 277 amino acids. The record is from RefSeq and is a predicted model, not a curated record. Gene Ontology annotation, molecular function: protein binding. NCBI's taxonomy places the organism in Eukaryota, Metazoa, Arthropoda, Insecta, Lepidoptera, Nymphalidae.
UGGUCUAUUUGUUUCUCUGUCUACGGCUACUACUAAGAAUUUUGUGACAGAAAAAAACCAAUAACUUUUUUUUUGGCCCGACCUGGGAAUCGAUCCCACGACCUCCGGGUCUGCGGCCUUACAUCAAGACCAACAAGGCAGUCAAAUUCACAAUUCUACAAUAAUUUGAAUUUUAAAUGAAGUUUGUGAUCAAAUAAAUAGUGGUUUUUGGGAUUUAUAAUAAUAUAAACACUAUUAUUAUAUAUCCCAAAAAGCACUGUCCGCCUCAAGGAUGCGAGCCUCGUCACGUGCGUGCGUGUGAGCAAGGUAGUACGGUUACCUCACUCAUCCCCCUGUUGGGGUCUGGUGAUGGCAGUUUCAAGGGCUGUGCCCUUAUGACUGCGGUAUUCUGUUUUGGUGUCAGUUGCUACGGACGGGUCGUUGGGGCAGGAAAGACGAAGACCAAUAAUAACUAUAAUACAUGGUGUCAAAAGUGCGUGUUGUGAACAUUAACGUGUUAUUUAACCUCGUAAACCUUUAAUGUCUUAUCAUAAAUUAGUUUUGCACCUAGUUAAAAAUCAACGUAUUUUAAAUUCAUAGAGUUCAGAGUAAUUUGGAAGAUUGAAGACAAAAGAGAAAACAAAAUAAAAAUAAAUUGUUUUCCUAAUAUUUGAUAAGUACAAAAAUAAUAUUAAAUAAUUUAAAUUAUCAUUUAUUAAAGUUGAAAUAUAUACAUAACAUAUAAGUAUCUGUUAAUAACUAAACGUAGAUGCGAGGUUAUAACGAAACUGCAAAUUAAAUACUUAUCUUAUUCGCAAGUUACAAGCAAGUAACCAAAAAUUUAUUUUUUUCAAAAGGCAAAAUAAAAUAACCUAUAGAAAUAUGGAAUCUGAAGAAACAUUAAAGUCAACAUUAAUGAAUUGUUUAAUGCAACAAAUAAGUGAAAUUGAAGUUUUAACUUCUAUUUAUAAUGAAGACAUCAUCCUGACUGAUGUUAAUGCAUUAAAAGAUAUACAACAUUUUGUUGAAAAUAAAACUCCAUAUACACCUAACCAUUUAGACUUUACUUUAAAUCUUGCGAUAGAUAGCUUAAAAUUAGAAAUAUCUGUUAAUUUACCAAGCUUUUAUCCACAAGAAGAACCAGACAUUUAUAUUAGGUGUAAUCAAUUAAAUCGGCAACAAGAAUCAGGUAUAAACUCUGAUCUCACAAACUAUAUUAAAAAUAACCACCUUGGAGAGCAGUGUUUGUACACAGCAUUUUCAUGGGUUCAAGAAAACAUAGAUCAGUAUAAAAAUAAAUUAAAUACAGUAAAAAGUCCAGUGUCUAAUGCAACCAAUGACAAAUGUAAAUUUUCAAGAUUGUGGAUUUAUUCACAUCAUAUUUAUAACAAGAAAAAGAGAGAGGAGAUAGUGAAAAUGGCCAGAGAAUAUAAGUUAACAGGAUUUUGUUUAUCAGGAAAGCCUGGUGUUAUAUGUGUAGAAGGUCUUGAAUGUGAUUGCCAAGAAUGGUGGAAAAUCAUAAAAUCCAUGAGUUGGAAGAAAAUUGUAAUAAGAAAAACAGAAACCUUUGAUAUAACUGAGAAAAAUAUGGUUCAAAAGUUUAAAAACUUUGAGGAAAUGCAUGUUGAUAUGAGCAGCUUUUCAAAAUAUUUAGAAGCAUUUGGUUUAUCAAAAGUAUUUAAUGAACUGUUUGGGUUAAAUAAUACCAAUACCUAAUGUAAAUAAAAUAUCAACAAUUUUAAAUAUAUUUAUUUAGCCUCACAUAUAACACAAUACAAAUCAUCCUAUUUUUACAACUCAUGUAAUUUAUUAUUUUAAUAAAAUAAAACACACACAAUUGUUAAGAAAUUGGAGGUACAACUCAUUGAAUUUGCAAAAUAUUAUAUAUAUACAGUUUCACUCCAAUCCUGAUAAGACAACUAAAAACCAACAGUGGGUUCAAUA